Messenger RNA from Durusdinium trenchii, 1167 nucleotides. Lineage: Eukaryota; Dinophyceae; Suessiales; Symbiodiniaceae. The record is from the annotation of a GenBank genome assembly.
AUGAGAGGCCAGCGCUACCUCCUAACGGAAGCCGAUGUGGAACGAGCCGAAGAAAGCCCCCAGCCAAAGAACGAGCCGCAGACCUUGCGGCCUCACUCGCAGACCUUGCGCCGAUGCCUCUGUUGUUUCACCUUGGUUCUGGUCAGUAUCUUUCAGGCGUUGGCCUUGGACGGCCUGGACUCCCAGAUCCUCAACGUCUACUGGCGCUCCGGCUCCGGAGCCAAAGCCGGUGGGCCGGCGGCGUCACCGGCGUUGAGUCCGAGCCCGAGCGCCACGGUCAGCGCCACGAUCAGCCCAAGUGCUGGCGACUUCGGUGUUCUGUAUGUGAUGCUCACCCACAAGAAGAACUACGCCACGAAGGUGGCCGGCGCUAUGAGCACCUGGGUGCGAGACGUCCUGAGCUCUGAGCAUGAUGCCCUACUGGCCGUCGGGGACAAAGAGUCCAAGAAUCCGCCGGUGAUUUCUGCGAGCCCUCCAUGUGGGAACGAUCACAACGACCAACUGGUUUGUAAAGCUGGGAUCGCUCUCCAGCGGGCCUAUGAGACUCGUGGGAACUUCUCGUGGCUGUUCAUGGUGGAUGACGACUUCUAUUUGAGUGUGCGGCAUGUGCACAACGUGUUGUCGGGAUUUGAUGCGUCCAAGCUGAUUUCUGUGGGUAUUCCGGGGUGUGGUAUGCACUUCUGCAACAAGCAGGGUGGCUACUGUGGGGGCGGCGGCUUUGCUAUGACUUGGGCAGCAUUGGAAAGUUUGAUGCAGCCAAACAUGAGCGAAUUUCAGAGGGAUUUGAUGGCCAAUAUUGCCAGAGAGAAGAACGGACAGUCUUGGGCAGAUAUUUCUGUGAGCUGUACGCUUCGAAGACAUGGUGUUUCUCUUUUGCCCAUCAAAGGGCUUUAUGGUUGGCGCAUUGAUGGGAAGCGUCAGAAAGGCUUGCUGAAUGAGGGCUACCUGAACGCGAUUCGAGCACGUGAGCCCCUGCCCCUCACCUUCCACUACAUCAACGCUGAUGAGAUGCGUGCCAUUCACCAGGAAUUUCAAGCGCUGAAGAAUUCCAGCAAUCAAGGCAGACGAAUGAGUCAGUCUGACUGUCAAUCACUUGAAUACGAUGCCGAAUUAUCCCGUUUCCUUGCCAAAGAAAAUGCACGGAGGCGGUCACUGGAUGAACCCUGA